Messenger RNA from Sinocyclocheilus rhinocerous, 555 nucleotides. RefSeq lists its product as uncharacterized. NCBI's taxonomy places the organism in Eukaryota, Metazoa, Chordata, Actinopteri, Cypriniformes, Cyprinidae. The record is from RefSeq and is a predicted model, not a curated record. The transcript has 4 exons. The coding region runs from base 94 to 330 and encodes 78 amino acids.
AAUAUUAAUGAGACAAGCUCUUGUAAAUCUUGGCCAAACACACAGAUCUUCACAAACGUCGAUCAGAGAGUCUGAUAACUACGACGGUUCAUCAUGGCAGAUGAAAAGGUGAAGAAGUCAGAGGGCAAACAAGUCGAGGGAAUCUUUGGGUUUGGAAAGAAGGAUAAAGACAAAGACAAGGACAAGAGCAAAGACAAGAGUGAUGAUAAGGAUAAAGAUAAGCACAAAGAUAAAGAACAUAAAGACAAAGACAAGAAGAAGAAGAAAGACAAGGAGCACAAGAAGAAGGACGGUGACAAGUCCUCGUCUUCCUCCAGCGAUUCGGACUGAAGAUUCAUCUGAUACCUCCAAAAUCAUAAUUUAAAAUCUUUAUUAUAUGAUUUUUGUAGAUGUAUAAAUGCAAUAUUAUGCAAUGCAGGGGGUAGUAAUAAAUAAUAAUUAAUCUCUUGAAGUUUUCAUAAAGUUUUUGAGCUGUAAUUACAAACUUCCACAAGGUGGCGCUACUUACAUGCCAAAUCUUCAGUGAAGCACUGGAAUAAAGAGACCUAUCAGCUA